AAAGAACUUAAUUAUCUUGUACUUGAAUGCCUAGCAGAACGCACCCUUGCUAAUCGGUAUCAGGUUAUGGUGUCAGGAGGUGAUGGUUACGAUUCAAGGAUUUCAGAUUGGAUGCGUGUGAUUUUACCUAUAGCUAUGGAAAGGGGAGUUUGCGUAAUCACAAACAUGGGUGCAAUGGAUCCAUUUGGUGCACAGGAAAAAGUUGUAGAAAUAGCCAGCAGCCUGGGACUGAAUGUAUCUGUUGGUGUUGCUUAUGAGGUUUGUGUUGGCAAAGCAGGUUCGAGAUCACCUCAUGAGAAAUCACAUAGCAUGGAAGGUGUAAGGUUCUACUACCUCUAAUUGUAACUUUGAUUGGGUAUUAGCACAUAUCUUGGAGCAGCUCCCAUUGUUGAAUGUUUGGAAUAGCACCAACCUAAUGUAGUAAUAACUU
Humulus lupulus (European hop) is the source of this 430-nucleotide messenger RNA. RefSeq lists its product as uncharacterized. Lineage: Eukaryota; Viridiplantae; Streptophyta; Magnoliopsida; Rosales; Cannabaceae. The transcript has 5 exons. The coding region runs from base 67 to 339 and encodes 90 amino acids. The record is from RefSeq and is a predicted model, not a curated record.